AUGGAUGGCUUUCGGCGAAGAAAGAUGGAAGAAAGGGAGGAUUGGAUCAAGAGUGUGGACUACAACCUCUUCAAGCUCGAAGGCAACCAGAUCUCGAUAGAUCUCCUAACGGACAACGGUACAGGAUCCAUGAGCUGUCGUCAGUGGGCCGCCUGGGCAAAAGAAACCGGGACCGGUGCAGGGCCAUCUUCGUUUGCAAAAGCCGAAGAGAAGGUGAGGCAGAUGUUCGGGUUGGAACACGUCCUUUUCGUACAUCAAGGGAGAACAGGGGGAAAUAUCCUGCUCUCAGAAUUUGUUAAAGAGAACAAUACGAUCCCCGCAAACUCUCAUACCGAUAAUAACCGGGCCUAUAUCGAAUUCCAGCAGGCGACAGCAGAAGACUGCCCUCUUGGCGAUGCCUUUUGUAUCACAAAUCACCAUCCCUUCAAGGGUAACAUCGACAUUCAGAAACUGGAAUUCGUUCUGCGUGUUCAAUACGACAAUGUCCCAUUCAUCCUGGUCUCUAUCACCUGCGAAAAAACCGGUGGCCAACCGAUUUCGAUACAGAAUCUGCGUGAGGUCAAAGAUCUGGCGCGUCAGUACGGGGUUCCCGUGGUGUUUGACUCUGCACGCUUUGCCGAGAAUGCUUGGUUUAUCCAACAACGGGAACCCACCUAUGCCAGCAGUACCAUCAGGGAUAUUGUCAGGGAGAUGCACCAGUAUGCGGACGCCGUGAUUUUGAACAGGCAGAGCAACGGUCUGGUUGGUGCUGGGUGCAUUGUGGCGACAAGAGACCGUGACUGGUUCGAGGCGGCCUCUCGGAAGGUCAUUCUGUUCGAAGGGCACACGAGCUAUGGUGAGAUGCCUCGUAGAUACAUGGAAGCCUUGAUUGUCGGUCUCGACGAAAUGACCUGCGAUGACUAUCUAAGAUCUCGAGUAUGCCAGGUCGAGAGAUUUGGCGAGAAGCUCGCAACCGCUGGUGUCCCGAUACAGCAGCCCAUAGGUGGCCACGCAGUCGCGAUCGACGCCGCCAAUUUCUUACCCAACGUCCCCCGGGACCAGUUCGUGGCACAUACGUUGGCAGUGCAGUUAUACGUUGACGCUGGAAUACGAGGAACAGAUAUUGGCACAUUGAUGAAUGAUAGAGAUCCAAACACUGGCCACAACCGGUAUGCACAAGCAGAGUUCAUGUGUCUUGCCAUCCCCAGACGAAUCUACUCGGAUGAACAACUAAAUGCCGUUUUCGAGGCUCUCAUCCACAUUCACGGUCGCCAGUCUUCGUAUACGCAUGGUUUCCAGAUCAUGAAAGAAUCGGGUCCUAGAAGGUACAUCACAGUAAGCUUGGCAAGAGUUUCGGAAGGUGAACAGGAUCUUGUCAAGGUAACAUAG
Molecule: messenger RNA, 1368 nt
Organism: Fusarium coffeatum
Lineage: Eukaryota; Fungi; Ascomycota; Sordariomycetes; Hypocreales; Nectriaceae
Exons: 1
Coding region: 1-1368 (455 amino acids)
Biological process (GO): amino acid metabolic process
Molecular function (GO): lyase activity
Source: RefSeq, a predicted model, not a curated record